Molecule: messenger RNA, 2469 nt
Organism: Porites evermanni
Lineage: Eukaryota; Metazoa; Cnidaria; Anthozoa; Scleractinia; Poritidae
Source: the annotation of a GenBank genome assembly
AUGGCGUCUGAAGAGAAGCAUGCGGUUUAUUCGAUCUCUUUACAGGAAGCAAAGAGAAAAUGCUCCGAAAAACAUUCUUGUUUCGUGAGAGUUGAAUCAAUCGAACAUGUUGGUCUUAGUCCACGAUAUCUCGGGCAACUAAAGAAAGGAGUGAACGAGGAGUUGACAAAUAAACUGAUGAGAUAUUCGGAUGUUUUGGAAGGUGUCCCUGUUAGCUACGAGGGUUUUCGCAUUCUGCAAAGAAGUGGCUCUAUUCUUGAUGAACUUCCCUUUAUACACUUUGAUGUUAAAGUUAAUUUCAUCGUCUUCAAGCCAAAGAUCGGAAGGACACUUGUUGGAGUUGUAAACAAGAUCGGUGUAGAUCACGUGGGAUGUUUGGUUCAUAAUUGUUUUAAUGCUUCAAUCUCGAAAUCUAACUUCAGAAAUGGACUUAUUUAUGACAGUUUGGAUAUUGGGUCUGACUUUAUAUUUAAGGUUAUUGAAACUGAGGCCGUGAAUGGCGUUUUGUCGAUAACAGGAGAAGUUGAAGAUCAUCGAAAACAUUCAAGGUAAUUAUUAGCCUUCGUCACAGGAGUGGUAACAGGUCGUUUCUCCCGAAGUUGUUUCCCCCCGGACUUAAGUCGAUUCGCCCGAUGUUUAUUUGUCAUUCUUAAAUCCUGGAAAAAGAAAUAAGCAUGAAAAAACGGUGACCAUACAUGUGGAUCAACAAAGAUCAACAAAGCAAUCAUUGUGUUACCAUCGUUGAGAUACAUUUAGACUUUAGUUUUAUGUACAGUCUUUUAGUAUCUUGAAUGUAAUUAUCGAGAUGGUAAAGGCCUUUCAGACUGCUGGACCUUUUUAGCAAUCGUAGAAAUAGUACAUGUAUCCAAACUUAACUAAAAAUUAUCUUUUCGUGUUGUAGAGUAUUGUUUGGCGUCAGGUGAAUCGACUUAAACCUGGGUGAAACAACUUCAGGUGAAUCAACUUUCAGACAAAACGACCACAAUUCGCAGGAGUAAUUUAACUGUGGUUAGUAACCUCUGCCAAACAGUGCCAAUAUCCUUGUUCUGGGCCCUCAACGGACUCAAUGAAUUACCAGAAGUGCAUUUCAAAUUUCCUUUCAUCUUGAUUGGAAAAUCGAUAAUGGCUUUUUUAACAAGGCAAUCUUUGUGCAUACUCAACUCCUGGUACACAGGUGGAGGCCCAGAAAACUAAGGAUUUCUGCUCUAGUUCAGAGAGGGACUUGACCAGAGCUUAUUUCUGUUUGUGACACAGGCUAGGUAAUGAUAAACAAAAAAUUAGUUUAAUCAAGUGAGUUUGAUAAAGUAGAUCUCUCACUGUAAAGAUAUUCCACAGCUGAUGUUUCCAGCGCUACUGUCUAUCAGUCUAAUCAAGAGAAUGCAAGUUGAGUUUGGAUUACAAGUUGAAUCAUGGGGCAAUGUAGGUGGGAACAUCGUAAAAUGAAAAACAAGACUAAAUGUGAGUUCACUGAUUGGAGUCGACAUGACCAGCAUGUCUGGCUCACAACCUGGUGGUUCCACAUUCGAUUCCCACUCUGGUUACUUGCUGGAAUAUAUUGUUCUUGGUCAUCCCAAGUUGAAAACUGUGAAUAACCAAUGGGUUGCCUCCUGCCAGUUGGGAUUUUUAAUCCCCAAAAUUUUGUAUUUGGAUUGUUUGUUUCAAAUUUAUAUUUUGUGUGGAGUGCCUGUAAACUCCUGACUAGUUAGAUAAGAUAAGUACACUUUCCACUAUAAACAAACUGUAAGCAAUUUUGUUCUAUUCCCUGAGUACUAAAGAUUGGUUAAUUCCCCACAGAAUCAAGAAAUGCUUUUGGUUUAACUAAUAGAUUCUUGUUUUCCAAAGUACCACAUCCUAGCUAAAAGUAUAGAGGGGGAUGAAUCGGGGUAUGCAAAUCCGCCGAUCCGUUAUGAUUUAUUGACCAAAUCCGCCAUUAAAAUUUCACCUUGAAUCCAAAAUCCGGGCAAAAAUAUUUUUAUUACACGCAAACUCCAAAAUCCGCGCCUAAAAAAUCGAUGAAUCCACAAUCCGCUGCAAUUGCAGGAUCCGGAAAUCCAAUAAAAUCUCACUUUGAAUCCGAAAUCCGGGCAAAAGUAUUUUCAAAAUCCGCUGAUCCGUUUGCCUUUUCACCCUCCUCAGUAUAGCAUGAAUAAUAAUUUUGGUGUUUCACUUUGGUCACCUGUGGUUACACCACUUGACAGCUCACAGACUAGGUCCCAAGGGACUCUCACUUGUGGGAGACUACAUCGUACAUUGUAGUUGCUUAGCCGUGCAUUCAAAUGAUAAAUCAUUUCUCUGUUUAGGAAAAGGAAACAGAAGAAUCAAGAAGAGGACAGAACCAACACACCAGAAAGAACAAAUGAAACACAUUUAGAAAGGAUGAAUGGUAUAAAUGAUCUUGAUGAAAGUACACACUCAAAAUCAACAAAAAAGAAGAAAAAGAAAAAUAAAGUGGUGAUUGAUUUAUCCUAA